CUGUGCGUGUACCACAACCACUACUACGGUCCUAUGACACGUUUCAGUGAUGAACUGUUCUAUGAAAAUGAUUGAGUAGACUACGACGUCAGUAACUUUGAAUGGACGCAAACACUUUAAGUCUGACCGGCCGGCAAGGGCUGAACAAAAUGUUUUAUGGAAGUGAGCCCCUCGCAUGCUGAAGUCGAGUGUUUGAAAAACUAUGCUGAGAGUUGGUGUAUCGAAAAAUUUUCGGAGACGCAAAUUAAAAAGGUGAUCGGUGCAUAGUAUACUGGAUGGAACUCUGUGUGAUGUGCUAGCUAUCCUGACAAGCUGUCGGAGGGCGCCAAGCUGGGGUCGGACGAGGCGCUGGACGCCUCCGCGCACGCGCACCAACUGCAGACAAUGACAUCCACAAUGGGAAUAAUGACACUCAGCCGCGGCCCGUGUGACCUGGACAACAUGAGUCUGUUCCAAGACCUCAAACUAAAGAGGCGGAAAGUUGACUCUCGAUGUAGCAGCGAUGGCGAGUCAGCCGCCGACACCAGCACGUCGUCGCCGGACCCAGGCCCGCCUUCGCCGCGCAUGGCCGAGGCCGGCUGCAGCACGCCACCGCAUCCCCCGCCCGUGUUCGAUGGCGGCGGCUCACCGUCGCCGUCACCGGCGGCAUGCCAUCCCACCGUUAUACGCUCGGCGCCACCAUACUCAGUCAUCAAGUUUGAAGGAACACCUGCUCCAGUGAAGGUUGAACACUCUCAAGUCGGCGUAAAGCAUGAAGCAUCUUCACCUUCUCAGCUAUCAUCAGUGAAGCUGGAAGGAUGUCAACAGGAACCACCCCAACCAUACAGGCCACGACCGCUUGCACCACCACCACAGGGUUCACAUUCGUCACACUCGCCUGGUCCCUGGCCGCCCUCAGCGUGCCUAAAUGGCGUGAAACCAGAAUUAAUAGGAGGACAUUUCCCAACGCAAUCAUUAGAACUAAAAACAGGUGCGCGAGGUCCAGGGCAAUGGAGAGGAACUCCCGCAGUAAUUAUGGGAGAAUCUGGAGGGGUGCGAACUAUGUUUUGGACGUUACCACCUCCUGCAACAAGCGUAGAACCGGCAGCCAGUGCGUCGCAUACGCCGACGCCACCAACACCAGAUCCAGCAACAUGCAGUGAAGAAUCCGCCGCCAGGCUUUUACUAAAUCUUGGUGAAUUGAGGCGACCUCGUGGGCCUCCGCUUAAUAUGGAAUUAUUAUGGGCCGGUGAUGUAUCACAGUUACCAGCUCAUCAACAGUUGCAUGCUUUGAAUUUGAGUGCAGCAGCAGGUGGUCUGCCAGGUGCAUCGCCAGUUGCUGGAGCUAGUUCGUUGACACUGCCGAGGCCAGAGCUCCGAGCCUAUGCUCCGGAGGCGGAACGAGACGAAGACGAGCAACCAAUGAUAUGUAUGAUAUGUGAAGACAAAGCAACAGGCCUACACUAUGGCAUUAUUACAUGUGAAGGGUGCAAAGGUUUCUUUAAAAGGACUGUGCAAAAUCGACGCGUGUAUACAUGCGUUGCAGAUGGUGGCUGUGAAAUAACAAAAGCGCAACGGAAUAGAUGCCAAUAUUGUCGUUUUAAGAAAUGCAUCGAACAAGGAAUGGUUUUACAAGCUGUACGAGAAGAUAGAAUGCCAGGUGGUCGAAAUAGUGGUGCCGUCUAUAAUUUGUACAAAGUAAAAUAUAAAAAGCACAAGAAAGCUAAUAAAACGGCGACAACGUCGAGUCGGGCAUCUCCGCCUGUGAAACCUAAGGAACCAUUGCCUCCCCUCCCACCGCACCUCGUCAAUGGUGAAAUUCUAAAGACUGCUCUCACCAACCCUAGCGAGGUGGUUCACUUAAGAGCACGACUUGAAAGCGCCGUGUCUUCAUCGCGAGAUCGUGCAGUGCCACUGGAGAGAGCGCUACACAUGAUCAAAGCUCUGAUAGACUGCGACGCCAUGGAGGACAUCGCGACCGUCCGACAUUUACCAGACUUACUACAUGACACCUCGGAAAUUGGCGACAAGCUCUGCAAGAUAGGUGACUCAAUAGUUCACAAGAUGGUGGCGUGGACGAAAAAGCUACCAUUCAUUAUGGAAAUACCAAUGGAAAUCCACUCAAAAUUAUUAAUGGAGAAGUGGCAUGAGAUCUCAGUACUGACAACGGCGGCGUAUCAAGCGAUGCACGGAAAGCAUGCGCACGCGCCGCCUUCGUCGGACCAUGAACAUGAUUUUAUGCAAGAGGUAAAUGCAAACCUGCGGACGCUGCAGAACUGCCUGACCUCCCUAAUGGGGCGACCCAUCACGCUGGAGCAGCUGCGACUGGACGUGGGGCUGGUGGUGGAGAAGAUGACACAGAUCACAUGCGUCUUCAGGCGAAUCCAGCUCCGCAUGGAGGAGUACGUUUGUUUGAAGGUCUACAUACUCUUGAAUCAAGAAGUGGAACUGGAGAGCAUCCAGGACAGAUACGUGCAGGUCCUGCGCAGCUACCUGGAGCACAUCACACCGCACCACCCAGGGAGACUGCAGGAACUGUUCGCCAGGAUACCAGAGAUCCAAGCCGCGGCGAACUUGUUGCUGGAAAGCAAAAUGUUCUACGUGCCCUUCGUGUUGAACUCCGCCGAAAUCAGAUAGUAUAUGGCCCAGCAGGGGGUAUAGUUCUCGAUGUACGAGAGGUAUACUCCGCGCGCCCGCCGCACCCUCGUCUUAUGAUUGCCGCACAUCACACCGACCUGUGUUCAAACCUACGAUCCAGCACAAGAGUUCGUACAAAUUCUACUCGGGCAUGGACAAACGGCGUCUCCACAGGAACCUGUUCCAGAUCCAAUUAAACAAUCUAUGGCAGCGCGGGAGACGUCCAAUAUACCAAAGUCGCUGGGUUAAUAUCGGAUGGAAAUUGGAUGGAGUUCGAAUGGUAUUGGGUAUGCAAAACAAUAAAAAGAGUCUUCACCGAGUGAUUCGCUCUUCGCUGUGUAACUAAGGAAGUGUGCAUACAGACAAUUCGUAACAAUUGAGUUUGCUUCUUUGGCAGUGACGGGAAGUGCGAGGACAGUGCGGUACUUUAUAUAUCUUUGUUGAGUCGAUGUGUGUAAUGGUUUUAUUGUUUAGUAGAGGAAUUAAAACGUCCCAAUUGACAGACUGAUUUAUUAUUAAAUACUUAGCAAUUAGGUACCAGGGACUUGAAUGCGUGUUUUAUAUGGUAGUGUAUACUACAUAGUGUUAAAUAGAUUAAAAUAUAUAAUAAUGUUACUAUUUAAAUAAUUGUCAGACGAAGAAUUGCAUAAUAUAUUAUUUCUGUAAAUAUAGAUUAAUGUUAACAUUGUAAGUUGUUUAUAGAACAGAAUUGUUUCUUGUAAAUGAAAUAUUGCUGUUUUAAUUUGCAUUUUAUAUUGUGUAGGUUUAACCAGUAGACUAAAUCUCGCUGGGUGUGUAAUACGGAAAAAUUUAAUUUAAUUUUGUAUGACCUGUUCUUAAUGUAAGUAGCACUAAGUACCUACUCUCAGUGUUUACCAAGACUGCUUGUAUACUGUUUAUAAAUACACUAAAAUAGCGUGGUUUCGCUCAGUUCUCGUAGUCACAACUUUUGCAUUUUUAUUGUGAAUAUUUUCGCAUAACACUUGUGCAUCAUAAUACGUUCUUAAUCAUUUCGAAACCUUACUGGUCUAAUUAGAUGUAAGCAACCGCGAAACACGUACAUAUGUAAAUAUAACCCCAGCAGGGUUACAGAUUGAUUAAAAUGGGUCUCAGUUU
Molecule: messenger RNA, 3732 nt
Organism: Plodia interpunctella (Indianmeal moth)
Lineage: Eukaryota; Metazoa; Arthropoda; Insecta; Lepidoptera; Pyralidae
Gene: Hr4
Product: Hormone receptor 4
Exons: 9
Coding region: 385-2616 (743 amino acids)
Biological process (GO): regulation of DNA-templated transcription
Cellular component (GO): chromatin
Molecular function (GO): zinc ion binding; nuclear receptor activity; sequence-specific DNA binding
Source: RefSeq, a predicted model, not a curated record